This is a messenger RNA of Phytomonas sp. EM1, 1274 nucleotides long. The record is from the annotation of a GenBank genome assembly. NCBI's taxonomy places the organism in Eukaryota, Euglenozoa, Kinetoplastea, Trypanosomatida, Trypanosomatidae.
GACUAGUAAGUUCCCGACACCAACGGAACGAACACUCUCCCUGAGGAGAGCAUCACUACGAAAAAAAUUAGGGUACUAUAUAACUUAAACGCGACACAAAAUGAAGGUAGAAAUUAUAGAUUGUCAACAGAAAUCUCACAUGGCGGGUGAAACUCUAGAGUUCCAUCUAAAUGAAGUGGAUAAUUCAUUCGCCAACGGGCUGCGCCGUGUGAUGCUGGCGGAGAUACCGGUGCUGGGAAUAGAGGAAGUGACUAUAAUCAGAAAUACCUCAAUAUUACCCGAUGAGAUGAUCGCACACCGCUUAGGUCUUAUACCUCUGUACUCCAUGAAGGCACGCCGAAUGAGCUACGCUCGUGAGUGCCCUUGUGAAGGGACCGGAUGCUCAGACUGUACGAUAACCGGUGAAUUGCACGUCGAAUGCCCGGAAGACCAGUACAGCAUGCAAGUCUUCGUGAAUGAAUCACUCAAAAUCAAUGACGACGAGGUGUAUCCGGUAAGUGCGGAAGAGAAGGGCGUCUGGUUGGUAACUCUGGGUCGAUGCCAGAAACUGAGUUUACGCAUUGUGAUUCGCAAAAACAUCGCCAAGACGCAUGCCAAAUUCAUGCCGGUGGCAACCGUCGCAAUGCGUUAUGCGCCGGAGAUCAUCCUUAACCCAGAGGGAUUUGCGAGGCUCGGCCCGGAGCUCUGCCGUCAGUGGGUUGCGCGUUGCCCGAGGAAUGUGUUUCGCUACGACGAUCGCACUAAUCAGGUUCUCCUGGAUAAACCAGAGGAGUGCAUCUUCUCGCGUGAGUGCCUCUCAACGGACCCACCGUUUGAUAACCUCCCCGAACCCUUGGUUUUCAUUCGGCUAAAGAAAAAUCACAAGGGGUACUACAACUUCCGUUUUGUGGUUGAAUCAACCGGUGUGCUACCGGUGCUCCAAGUUUUAUAUGACGCCAUUGAGGUGCUGCGGAAGAAAUUAGAGAAAAUUCGUGCCGGUCUAUCACACGACCCCAAUGCUGAGGAAUCCAUCAAAGUGCGCCUCAUCGGUGAAGCACCGACUGCACUCGAAGUGGCCAACGAAGAUCUUGUUGAGAAUGAGGGUGCUGAAGAUAACUUAAACUUUGUAAUGAAAUAACAUGCGAGAACGAUUAGGAGAAAGCUAAACACCUUACUAGAGUGAAUAUCGAGCUUGACUGAUAAUAAGGGGGUCUCUUUUGGAAGAUGAGUUUCCUAUUUAUCACGAAUUCAAUGCCAAUUCCUAAGGAUUUGCACUAAGGCAUAUGCUUCGUAAA